Andrographis paniculata is the source of this 919-nucleotide messenger RNA. Its product is annotated as ras-related protein RABC2a-like. The coding region runs from base 115 to 768 and encodes 217 amino acids. The record is from RefSeq and is a predicted model, not a curated record. The transcript is spliced from 6 exons. Lineage: Eukaryota; Viridiplantae; Streptophyta; Magnoliopsida; Lamiales; Acanthaceae. Gene Ontology annotation, molecular function: GTP binding; GTPase activity.
GAUGAGCACAACCGUCUCCAUGAAAACGAUCGACGAGACAUUUUUGGAUUUUCUCCCUCCAACAGCAGUUUGAUUUUUGAAUUUUUUGAGGAAAAAAUUGAAGAUGCGUUGAAGAUGGGAAGGACUAAUCGGUACUGCGGCCUCGGCUACGAUUGCUCCUUCAAGCUUCUGUUGAUCGGAGAUUCCGCCGUCGGCAAGAGCAGCUUGCUCCUCAGCUUCGUUUCCGACGAUUUCAACCACGAGUUUCAUCAGGAUCUCACCCCGACCAUCGGAGUGGACUUCAAGAUAAAGUUUAUGAGUUGUGGAGGGAAGAGAUUGAAACUGACGAUUUGGGAUACAGCCGGACAGGAAAGAUUUGGAACACUGACGAGCUCUUAUUACAGAGGAGCACAUGGAAUCAUCCUCGUGUAUGAUGUAACAAGACGAGAGACGUACACAAGCGUAUCCAAGACAUGGAUGAAGGAGCUCGAACGAUACUGCACAAAUCCUGAUUGUGUCAAGUUACUCGUUGGCAAUAAAGUCGAUAGGGAUAGCGAGCGGGUUGUUACUACGGAAGAAGGAAUGGCCCUUGCAAAGGAGCACGGAUGUUUAUUCGUCGAGUGUAGUGCCAAGACUCAAGCAAAUGUGAAGAAUUGCUUCAAGGAACUCAUUGUGAAGAUACUAGAGAAACCGAGUCUACUAGAAAAAGGCUCUACUCCGGUGAAGAACCAAAUUUUGAAGCAAAAGGAAGUUUUCGAAGCGCAACAUAGUGUCAACUGUUGCCUCUAGUUGUCGAUAAACCCGGUUUUGUAUUAAUCUUGCAAGUCUUUUCUACGGUGUUUGUUACAUAUGUAUGUACAGGGCUAUGUCAUUUAUUUUUCGACAUUCAUUUAAUUUGUUUUAUUUUCGGAUUAUUUAAAGGGUGUGUUUGUUUCAAGGA